GCGGGGAGCGUAACUAGAGACCCCAGAAGAGACUCCUCAUGACAUCCCAGCAUGACACUAGGAAAUCAGGAGCAGCCAGGCAGGCCCUCCCUCACCCGGGAAAUCCUGGGCACUGGAACCUCUCUUGGAGUCCUACUGGCUCCUAUACGCCGUCCUUCAGGCGUGAAGACCCCCUUGUGGAAGAAAGAACUGGAGGAGCCCGGGGCCAGGGAGGCGGAGGCGGAGUCUGCGGAGGAGGGGUCGGAGGAGGAAGACCAGGAGAGGCCGCUGCAGGAGAGCGCGGCCGAGGGCGAAGCGGAGUGCCAGGAGGCCGAGGGCGGCGACGGCCGCGAGCGGGGCUCGGUGUCCUACUGCCCGCUGCGCCAGGAGUCCAGCACCCAGCGGCUGGCGCUGCUGCGGCUCGCGGGCUUCGGCUUCUGGGGUUGGCUCAGCCCCUUCGCGCAGCUCGGCAGCCUGGCGGCUCCGGUCGACAGAAAGCGGAGCCUCUCGGAGGAGCGGUGCGUGCUGGAGACGCAGCGACCACCACCCCGCGGCGGGGGCUGUGCGCGCUGCGAGAUCCUUUUCUGCAAGAAAUGCAGGACCCUGCACAGCCGUCCGGCCUACGUGGCGCACUGUAUUCUGGAGCACCCGGACCUGGGUCCUUCUGGCCUGCUGAGCAGAGGCAUCGCCUAGAGGAAAUCACCGCGAGGCUCCCUUACCCCUCCGAGACACCUGCCCCUCCCCCUCAACUCAUUCAAUAAAGCCUCCA
Molecule: messenger RNA, 748 nt
Organism: Rhinolophus ferrumequinum (greater horseshoe bat)
Lineage: Eukaryota; Metazoa; Chordata; Mammalia; Chiroptera; Rhinolophidae
Gene: PGBDF
Product: chromosome 21 C17orf50 homolog
Exons: 4
Coding region: 52-672 (206 amino acids)
Source: RefSeq, a predicted model, not a curated record